Molecule: messenger RNA, 3468 nt
Organism: Sturnus vulgaris (Common starling)
Lineage: Eukaryota; Metazoa; Chordata; Aves; Passeriformes; Sturnidae
Gene: MMEL1
Product: membrane metalloendopeptidase like 1
Biological process (GO): protein processing
Cellular component (GO): plasma membrane
Molecular function (GO): metalloendopeptidase activity
Source: RefSeq, a predicted model, not a curated record
UCCCAGCCUGGAUUCCCUGGCUGUUAGCACAGCCCUGCCCAGCCCCACGGACGGGAAUUCUUCACGGCAGAGUGAAUACUUUGGGAGAGGGCAGUGGAAGGCGGCAGUUUUGCCCCCCUCCUUCUCUGCCUGGGAGAAAGGAGUUGCCCAACCUGGUCAUGAGACUUUUCCAUACUUCCCAAAGAGGCUCCUGAAGUUCUGACACUGCACCACGGAGAGCCUGGGGCAGCACAGCCCCCCCGAGAGCACACACGCAGGCACGGGAGAUGGAGAAUGAGGUUGGCAAAUCUGUGGACAAUCAAAUGGACAAAUACAUAGUUACAAUAAUGGGGAAAUCAGAAAGUCAAAUGGAUAUUGUGGAAAAAUCGACCAAAUCUGGGAAGAAGCCCUGGAGCUUUGUGGCCAUCGGGCUGGCUGUCCUGCUGCUCCUCAUGACUUGUGCUGCCGUCGCCCUGGUGAUCCUCUAUGCCAGCAGCAGAGGCUCCCACUAUGGCACCAACUCGGGCAACAUCUGUACCACCCCUGGGUGUGUGACAGCAGCUGCCAGGAUAAUCCAGAACAUGGACCCCACAGCUGACCCGUGCAAGGAUUUCUACCAGUACGCCUGCGGGGGCUGGCUGAGCCGGCACGUCAUCCCAGAGACCAGCUCCAGAUACAGCAUCUUUGACAUCCUCAGAGACGAGCUGGAGAUCAUCCUCAAAGGUGUGCUGGAGACUUCAGAUCAAGGGGACAGAGAAGCAUUUCAGAAAGCUAAAAUCCUUUACAAGUCCUGCAUGAAUGAGAGUCUUAUAGAGCAACGAGAUUCCCUGCCUCUGCUGGAGGCCUUGAGGAUGGUUGGAGAUUGGCCAGUGGCUUCUGCAGACUGGAGUAAGACCAGAGAGCCAAGCUGGAGCAUGGAGGAAAACCUUUCCAUAAUGAACUCCAGGUUUAACAAACGUGUCCUCAUUGACAUGUUCGUGUGGAAUGAUGACCGGGAUUCCAGCAGACACAUCAUUUAUAUUGACCAGCCAAGUUUGGGAAUGCCAUCCAGGGACUACUACUUUAAUGGGGGUAACUAUCAAAGAGUGAGAGAAGCUUAUCUGCAGUUCAUGAUCACCAUUGCCAAAAUGAUCCGGGAGGACAAGAACGUGUCCAAAGACGAUUCCUUUGUCCAAGAGGAAAUGACAAAGGUCAUGGAGUUUGAAACAGAGAUUGCAAAUGCCACGACCCCAGCAGAGGAAAGGCACGAUGUGACCUUGUUGUACAACAAAAUGACCUUAGCAGAGCUGCAGGAAAAGUUUGCAUUCAAUGAAUUUAACUGGACCUUCUUCAUCCAACGUGUCAUGUCUUCAGUAAGUGUUCAGGUGGAGCCGGAGGAAGAGGUGGUUGUGUAUGGGAUGCCAUAUCUGCAAGAGCUGAAAGCAAUUAUCUCCAAGUACUCAGCCAGCACCAUCCAGAACUAUCUCAUCUGGCGGCUGGUGAUCGACCGGGUCAGCAGCUUGAGCCGGCGCUUCAAGGAUGCACGGGCCAGCUACAGGAAGGCCCUGUACGGGACCACGCUGGAGGAGGCGCGCUGGAGGGAGUGCGUGAGUUACGUCAACAACAACAUGGAGAACGCGGUGGGAGCCAUGUAUGUCCGGGAGACUUUUGCUGGUGAGAGCAAGAGGAUGGUCCGAGAUUUAAUAGAGAAGAUCCGUGAAGUGUUUGUGGAGACUUUGGAUGAGUUACAGUGGAUGGAUGAGGCGUCCAAGGAGAAAGCUCGUGAGAAGGCAAUGGCAAUCAAAGAACAGAUUGGCUACCCAGAUUAUAUUUUAGAAGAUCAGAACGAGAAACUGGACCUGGAAUAUGCCAAUUUAAACUUCAGUGAACACAACUACUUUGAAAACAUCCUGGAAAACCUGCAAGCUGGAGCCCAAAAGAGCCUGAAAAAGCUUCGGGAGAGAGUUGACCAAGAUAUAUGGAUAAUUGGAGCUGCAGUGGUCAAUGCAUUCUAUUCCCCUAACAGGAACCAGAUAGUUUUUCCUGCUGGGAUUCUCCAGCCCCCCUUCUUCAGCAAACACCAGCCCCAGGCCCUGAACUUUGGAGGGAUUGGGAUGGUUAUUGGCCAUGAGAUCACUCAUGGAUUCGAUGACAACGGUAGGAAUUUUGACAAAGAUGGGAAUAUGCUGGACUGGUGGAGCAAUUUCUCAGCACUGCAUUUCAAGGAGCAGUCCCUGUGCAUGGUGCACCAGUAUGGGAACUACACCUGGGAGCUGGCUGGGGGACAGAAUGUCAGUGGCAUAAGCACAUUAGGAGAAAAUAUCGCAGAUAACGGAGGAGUCCGACAGGCUUAUAAGGCCUACUUGAAGUGGCUGGAACGGGAAGGGAAGGAGCCAAAGCUGCCUGGACUGAACCUGUCCCACAAACAGCUUUUCUUCCUCAACUUUGCCCAGGUUUGGUGUGGCUCCUACAGACCAGAAUAUGCCAGUCAGUCCAUAAAGACAGACGUUCACAGCCCUCUGAAGUACAGGGUGAUGGGCUCGUUGCAGAACUUUGAAGCCUUCUCCGAGGUGUUCCACUGUAAGAAGGGCACGGCCAUGCACCCCGCAGGGAAGUGCCGGGUGUGGUAACCAAGGAUGGGACACUUUGGUGACACCACAAACAGCUGGUGGCAGGGAUGUGCCCGGUGUCCUGCUGCUCAGCACAGCCAGGGCUGCCGGGGCAGCUGCUGCAGUGAGCCAAGGAAGCACUGAGCUCUCCCAGUGCCACUGGGGAGCACACAGGGAUCCCGGGGAUCCCGGGGAUGGAUCCCAGGGAUGGAUCCCGGGACUGCGGGCUGUGCCAGAGGCCACGCUGUGUUCCUGGGCACAACGACUGUUUCCAAUGACAUCCUGACUGUUACUAGGACACUGCAUCAGGGUUACAAGGACUAAUUCUUACACGAAAAAAAAAAAAAAAAAAAAAAAAAAAAAAAAAAAAAAGCCGCCACAAAUCUAUUUUUCAGAACGGAAUAAUAAUUUUAAUAUAUCAGCCCCACUUUCUGGGGCUCAGCAAUGCUGUCUGAGAUGCUCCACUGCUCUGUUUCCAGUGUUCUGGCUCCGUUUCUGGUGCAUUUUUCCCCAGAUCAGGUUAGAGCUGGUGUAAACUCUCGUGCUGUCUGCCCCUGCACUUUGAUCACUGCUUUGUUGUCAUGGAUUGCUAUUUGUCGUGACAUGUCACACAGUGAGCUCUAUGUAAAGACGCCUGUCACACUCUCCUCCCGCACUUGAGUUCCUCUGCUCCAAAGAACCCCUUCAAGUAAAGCAUCACUACAAUUAUCACCUUUUAGGAGUACAAAUUCUGUCUUUAUGGUUAAAUUACAGGGUCCCACCCUUCAGAGAUAUAUUUAAAAUGAUGCUUAUUCUUGUAGAAAGUGUAUAAAAUACCUUUUGCCAAAUAGCAGACAUGUAUCCAUGGAAACAAUUAAGCUGGUUUUAAUCCUGUGCCUUUUUAUUUUGCCAUAGGCUAUUU